AUGGAGACGGAGUCCCGGGCGCAGACAACAAAUCAAACACAAACAGAUUCAUUAUCUCCAUCCCCCAAUCCUGUAUCACCUGUGCCUUUGAAUAACCAAACAAGUGCCCCAAGAUACGGAACCGUGAUCCCUAACCGCAUCUUCGUAGGAGGAAUUGACUUUAAGACAAAUGAAAAUGAUUUAAGAAAAUUUUUUUCCCAAUAUGGGUCUGUAAAAGAAGUGAAGAUUGUUAAUGACAGAGCCGGAGUAUCCAAAGGGUAUGGUUUCAUCACUUUUGAAACUCAAGAAGAUGCACAAAAAAUCUUACAAGAGGCUGAAAAACUUAAUUACAAAGAUAAGAAACUGAACAUUGGUCCAGCAAUAAGAAAACAGCAAAUAGGGAUUCCUCGUUCCAGUAUAAUGCCUGCUGCUGGAACAAUGUAUCUGACCACGUCGACUGGAUACCCUUACACUUACCACAACGGCGUGGCUUACUUCCAUACUCCAGAGGUCACUUCUGUCCCACCGUCUUGGCCUUCACGGUCCAUAUCUAGUUCUCCCGUGAUGGUAGCUCAGCCGGUUUAUCAGCAACCUGCAUAUCACUACCAGGCCCGACACAGUGUUUACCAGGGGCAGUGGCAGUGGGGAGUUCCCCAGUCCCCUGCCUCUUCUGCUCCAUUCUUAUAUCUGCAGCCGUCCGAGGUUAUUUAUCAGCCGGUAGAAAUCGCACAAGAUGGUGGCUGUGUCCCUCCUCCACUGUCUCUGAUGGAAGCUCCCGUCCCAGAGCCGUACUCUGACCAUGGAGUCCAAGCAGCAUACCACCAGGUCUACGCUUCCAGCGCCAUUAUGCCUGCACCUGUGAUGCAGCCUGAGCCAAUUAAAGAACCAAGGUUACAUUCUGUGAGAAGAAGCUUUUCCCAUCCUUCAUCUGUGGCUUUGAAACCUCGAUACUCUCGAAGCCCACAUUUUCAUCCUAGAAAAGAUUUCAGAGCAGAGGAUUCAGUUUCCACUCCACCUUCCUCUACUGACUUUGUUAAGUAG
Messenger RNA from Arvicola amphibius (Eurasian water vole), 1020 nucleotides. It is a transcript of the gene Boll, whose product is annotated as boule homolog, RNA binding protein. The coding region runs from base 1 to 1020 and encodes 339 amino acids. Gene Ontology annotation, molecular function: RNA binding; protein binding. NCBI's taxonomy places the organism in Eukaryota, Metazoa, Chordata, Mammalia, Rodentia, Cricetidae. The record is from RefSeq and is a predicted model, not a curated record. The transcript has 11 exons.